Molecule: messenger RNA, 603 nt
Organism: Huiozyma naganishii CBS 8797
Lineage: Eukaryota; Fungi; Ascomycota; Saccharomycetes; Saccharomycetales; Saccharomycetaceae
Gene: YKT6
Product: palmitoyltransferase YKT6
Exons: 1
Coding region: 1-603 (200 amino acids)
Biological process (GO): endoplasmic reticulum to Golgi vesicle-mediated transport
Cellular component (GO): membrane; Golgi apparatus
Molecular function (GO): SNAP receptor activity
Source: RefSeq, a predicted model, not a curated record
AUGAAGAUAUACUACAUGGGUGUUUUCCGCAGUGCUGGGGAGAAGGCGCUGGAGCUGACGGAGGUGAAAGAUCUUUCGCAGUUUGGGUUCUUUGAGAGGAGCUCGGUGGGCCAGUUCAUGACGUUCUUUGCCGAGACGGUUGCGUCGAGGACUAACCCAGGACAGAGACAGAGUGUGGAGGAAGGGAACUACGUGGGGCAUGUUUACUGCAGAACCGAAGGGAUUUGUGGUGUUCUCAUCACGGACAAAGAGUACCCGGUGAGACCGGCGUAUACGUUGUUGAACAAAGUGCUGGACGAGUACCUUGUAGCACACCCACCUGCCGACUGGGAGAACAUCACCGAGACGAACGACUCUCUGAAAAUGAGCGAGUUGCAGACGUAUAUUAGCAAAUACCAGGACCCAUCGCAAGCCGAUGCGAUCAUGAAGGUUCAGCAGGAGCUGGACGAUACGAAGAUCGUACUACACAAGACUAUCGAGAACGUGCUACAAAGAGGAGAGAAACUGGAUAACCUAGUGGACAAAUCAGAGUCCCUGACGGCGAGUUCCAAGAUGUUCUACAAGCAGGCCAAGAAGACUAAUUCUUGCUGUGUCAUCGUUUGA